UCAGUUUAAAACAUUUGUAUUAGACUUGAAGAAAUUAUUCUAGUAAGACUUUAAAAGGAUAGAAAGGGAACCCAUUCUGUAAAUUGGGAAAUUUAAGUAGUUGAUUAAGAAUGUCAUCCAGUCUUUUCAAGUCUAAACAGCAUAAGUCAAGGAAGAAUUUGAAAAAAUUGUCAAUUUCGGCUCCGUUUGCAAAUAGUCCUACUUCGGAAACAUGUUCUUCGUUCAGUCCCUAUUCAUCGACUUCUAAUGUAAGUUUCAUUCAUUCGCCAACGUACUCUUAUCCGGUGGUGGUAUUAAGAGCCAGAUACGAUUUCAAUCUGGAAGAUAAUCAAGAAAUAUCGGUCAAGGCAAAUGAUUAUCUUAAAUUAUUAGACCGUCCAGGGAAUGGAUGGAUUAAGGUUUCAUAUUUAGAUAAAGUCAAUGAAACCGGGCUUAUUCCAGCCAGUUAUGUGGAUAUAGCAGUUAAUGAUCAAGUUAAUCCAAUUAGUUAUGAAUGGUUGAAUGAAUAUAAAAGUAUAGUGAAUGACGAAAUAGAUGAAGUCCCACCAAGAAGAAUAUCAAUGUAUCAUUAUAAUAAUUUUGAUGAAAUUGAAGUUAAAGCACCUAAAAUUGAUGGUCAAGAGUUUCAAACCAAUGUUUAUCCAAUUGAUGUUAAAGUAUCAAAUGUUUUACAAAAUGACCAAUCUAGAAUAUGGUAUAAAGUUAAAUUUACCAUGAAUGAUGAGUCAGUGGUUUAUAUUGGUAAAUACUAUCAAGAUUUUUAUAACUUGCAUAUCAAUUUAUCCAUGAUGAUUGAAAAUUUACCUAAAUUACCCCAACCAAUUAGAACCCAAUCUCAUAUUAAAUCGAAAUCAAUUGAUAAUUUCAUUUCGAAUAAACUUGAAGAUCAAAAAUAUUUAGAAAGUUUGAUUCUAAGGUGUAAUGAUUUGAAUAUCUACUUUAAUCAUUUAUUAAAAAUUGAUUCCAUUAAAAAUUGUUUUGAACUUUUAAAUUUCAUUGAUUCGGGUCCUAAAGUUAUUAAUUGUAACGAUUCAAAUGUUAAUGAUUCCUUAUAUAAAAAUUCAAUUGACUUAAUUGAUUUGCUUGAAUCUAAAACCCCCCACUCUUUUAGUCCAACUGCUCCAUUACCUCCAAUCGAAUCUAAUUAUAAAUUAUCAACUACAUCUCCACCUCGUGGUAUGGUUCAAAGUACAAGCUCAACUACAAUCAAUAGUUAUACCUCAUUAAUUGAUGACUAUGAAGAAGAAUCCAAAUCAGAAACUUUUGAUGAAUAUAAUCAAUCAAUUGAUACUGAAGAUACUAGUAGUGAAGAAAUGAUUGAUCAAUUCAAAUCAAUGGAUUUACACCAAAGAAAUGAUUCAUUAUCAAGUAAUAAAAGCUUCCCAGUAACCCCUACUCUCAACCUUUUCGAUGAUCAUUUAUUACCAUUAACCCCAAACACUCCUAUUUUAGAAGAUGACGAUGAAUACAAAUUGACAAACCAUAUCAUUUAUUCGCCAUCCUUAAGUCCCUUGAAGAAAAAUCGAAGAACGGGGUCAAAUUUAAGAAAUUCAAUAAGUAACGAAAAUAUUAAAAUUAAAAUAAUGUUAAAUAAUUCAGAAAAUGAUAUUAUUGCAUUGAAAAUGAAAUCAACCAAUUUAAUUUCAAUCGUUUAUUUGAAAAAAUUAUUAAGUUUCAAAAUUUACAAAGAUUAUAAUUUAAUUAACCAUUAUAAAUUAAUUGUUGCUGAUCAAAAUUACGACUUAAAUGAUGACGAUUUAUUAAAUUACAUCAAAUCAAAAUCUAAAGUCACUUUGAAACUCGUAAGAAGCAGAUGA
Hyphopichia burtonii NRRL Y-1933 is the source of this 1817-nucleotide messenger RNA. RefSeq lists its product as uncharacterized. Lineage: Eukaryota; Fungi; Ascomycota; Pichiomycetes; Serinales; Debaryomycetaceae. Bases 111 to 1817 code for a protein of 568 amino acids. The transcript has a single exon. Gene Ontology annotation, molecular function: protein binding; phosphatidylinositol binding. The record is from RefSeq and is a predicted model, not a curated record.